AUGGCAAUUUUUAGAUCAAAAUCUUCAAAUAAAACAGAUCAAAUGGAUUUUAAAAUAACUGCAAAAGACGAAGAACAUUAUAAAAUGCAUACUGCAAAUGUUCAUGAUCCAAUUUUAACUGCUGUUAAUGAAUCACAACCUUUUGAACAAGCUGCUCAACGUGAUAAUAGACGUCCAUCUUAUUUAAGUCAUGAUUCUGCUGAUUUAAAAGAUAUUUUUGGUCAACCUAUAAGACAAGGUGAUAUGUCAAAUCCAACAAGAAAUAGAAAUGAAAGACCUUUAGAUACAAUUAGAGGUUUUGAAUAUGCUAUAACAGGUGAUGUAAGUUAUAGAGAUCAAUUAGAAUCUUCUAGACUUGGUUGGGGUUUUCAUGAAGAUUUUCCUUUUCAUAGUUUAAAUGGUCAAACUAGAGAACAAGAAUAUAAUAAUUUAGGUUCUACUGGAAGACCUGUUAUAAAUUUUGAUGAUCAACCAGUUUAUCAAGCUGGCAAUUAUUCUGCUUCGAGUUUACAAGCUGAUGGAGAUAAAAAGAAAACUAAGAAAAAAAGAGGUUUCUUUGGUAGAAAGAAAUAA
Molecule: messenger RNA, 573 nt
Organism: Insectozyma verbasci
Lineage: Eukaryota; Fungi; Ascomycota; Pichiomycetes; Serinales; Debaryomycetaceae
Source: the annotation of a GenBank genome assembly